This is a messenger RNA of Emys orbicularis (European pond turtle), 1325 nucleotides long. Its product is annotated as probable protein BRICK1. The record is from RefSeq and is a predicted model, not a curated record. Bases 53 to 280 code for a protein of 75 amino acids. The transcript is spliced from 3 exons. Gene Ontology annotation, molecular function: protein-containing complex binding. NCBI's taxonomy places the organism in Eukaryota, Metazoa, Chordata, Testudines, Emydidae. Gene Ontology annotation, cellular component: SCAR complex. Gene Ontology annotation, biological process: cell motility; regulation of actin polymerization or depolymerization; actin filament organization.
CGCGGGCGGCGCCGCGGAGGGUGGGGCUGGGUGCGGGGUGACUGCGGCGGCCAUGUCGUUGCAAGAGGACCCGGUGCAGCGCGAGAUCCACCAGGACUGGGCCAACCGCGAGUACAUCGAAGUGAUCACCAGCUCCAUCAAGAAGAUCGCGGAUUUCCUCAACUCCUUCGACAUGUCCUGCCGCUCCCGGCUCGCCACCCUUAACGAGAAGCUGACCGCGCUGGAGCGACGGAUCGAGUACAUCGAGGCCAGGGUAACAAAGGGCGAAACUCUGACCUAACUAGGGAGCUGAUCUGGAGAAGAUUGUGCGGCUGUGCCAGAAUUGACUGUCAGGCAUCUGAUUUCUUCAUUACUUAUUAUUAACAGGACUUCAGCUUGUUUCUGCACCCUGCAAUGCAGUAUCCCUGCCUUCAGUGCAUGGCUCCAGGGUGACUCCAGAGGAAAUUGAUAAAAUGCAAAUGAGCAUGUUGGAUUAAGUGAUUUUAUACAGACAGAUUCGUACAGCUGUCAAAUACUCCUGCACCCCUUAAUCUCUCUCUAAUUCCCAGCUGUGCAUGUAGAACUCCAACACUUUGUAGCUGCAGAAUCUCUCUGACCAAAGGUCACUUUGUGGAAAGAAAACUUCUCUUGGGAGCUGACCAGCUGAGGAAGAGAGUGUCCGUGCUGUUCAUGGGCCACUCCACUGGUGGUUUCAGUUCCUUUAGCAAAGUGGUUCUCAACCAGGGGUCUGGGGACCCCUUGGGGGCUGCAAGCAGGUUUCAGGGGUCCUCCAAACAGUGCCAAUUAGACUCACUUGGGCCCAGGGCAGAAAGCCAAAGCCCCACUGCAUGGGGCUGAAGCUUGGGGCCCUGAGCCCUGCCACCAGGGGCUGAAGCCAAAGCCUGAGCCAUGUAGCUUCGGUGGAAUCUCUGUGGCAUGGGGCCCCAGGCAAAUGCGCUGCUUGCUACCCCCUAACACUGGCCCUGGCUUUUAUAUGCAGAAAACUAGUUGUUCCACAGGUGGGCUGUGGAGUUUUUAUAGCGGGGGUGGGGGGGACUCAGAAAGAAAAAAGUUAAGAACCCCUGCUUUAGCAAACACUGCAACUUAAAUCUCUUAGCAAAAAUGUCAAGUAUAUCCAUCCUUCCAGUCUGCAAACAGAGCAGUAGAUGUGCUGUGUGUGUUUGGACCGGGGAGAGGAGGCAGGGGAAUGGCUAAUGUGCCAAGAUUAAACUCUCUGGGCAGGGUGGGUUUCAGAGUUUUCUGUAUCUUUUGUAUUCGGUAGUAUCACAUGGGGGUGUCUUCCAUUUGUGUUUCAACAAUAAACUGCCUCUGCUGAUGGGAUCUGA